AUGGCUGAAGUUAACAUCUCCUAUGUCACUGAAUUUAUUCUCAAGGGAAUUACAGACCGGCCAGAGCUUCAGGUCCCAUGCUUCCUGGUGUUUUUAGUUAUCUAUCUGGUCACAGUGCUGGGCAACCUCGGACUGAUUGCCUUAAUCAGGAUCGAUGCUCGACUCCACACACCCAUGUACUAUUUCCUCAGUCACCUGGCCUUUGUCGACCUUUGUUACUCCUCUGCAAUUACGCCGAAGAUGAUGGUGAAUUUUGUUGUGCAACACAACAUUAUCUCUUUCCAUGCUUGUGCAACACAGCUGGGCUGUUUUCUCACCUUCAUGAUCACUGAGUGUUUCCUUCUGGCCUCCAUGGCCUAUGACCACUAUGUCGCCAUCUGCAGCCCUCUGCAUUACUCCACACUGAUGUCAAAAAGAGUCUGCAUCCAGUUAGUGGCAGUCCCUUAUGGGUACAGCUUUCUGGUUGCCCUCUUCCACACCAUUAUCACUUUCCGUCUGACUUACUGUGGCCCCAAUGUAAUUAACCAUUUCUACUGUGAUGACCUCCCCCUCCUCGCUCUGUCAUGCUCAGACACACACGUGAAGGAAAUUCUGAUUUUUGCUUUUGCUGGCUUUGAUAUGAUCUGCUCUUCCUCCAUCGUCCUCACCUCCUACCUCUUCAUCAUUGCCGCCAUCUUAAGGAUCCGUUCCACACAGGGACGGAGCAAGGCCAUCUCCACUUGUGGCUCUCACAUGGUGGCUGUUACUAUUUUCUAUGGCACACUGAUCUUUAUGUACCUGCAGCCCAAGUCAAACCACUCUUUGGACACAGACAAGAUGGCCUCUGUGUUUUACACCGUGGUGAUCCCCAUGUUGAACCCCCUGAUCUACAGUCUCAGGAACAAAGAGGUGAAAGAUGCCUCCAAGAAAGCCUUGGAUAAAGGCUGGGAAACCUUAAAAAUAUUAAAAUUAAUAAAAUAG
This is a messenger RNA of Ictidomys tridecemlineatus (thirteen-lined ground squirrel), 960 nucleotides long. It is a transcript of the gene Or8u3, whose product is annotated as olfactory receptor family 8 subfamily U member 3. Gene Ontology annotation, molecular function: olfactory receptor activity; G protein-coupled receptor activity. Gene Ontology annotation, biological process: G protein-coupled receptor signaling pathway. Gene Ontology annotation, cellular component: membrane. The record is from RefSeq and is a predicted model, not a curated record. Lineage: Eukaryota; Metazoa; Chordata; Mammalia; Rodentia; Sciuridae.